AUGACCAAAUCUUCGACCUCGUUGCUGAAGGAUGCUGGGACUGGCAAGGUGUGCAAACUUCCUCCGGUCAACAAUGUCACAAGGGCGCACUACUUGCGGCAGUGCAAUGGCCUGACAAUGACACCUUUGCCCAUUCCCUUCGUGAUUGGCGAAAGCCAGGACUUGCAAUUGGCGCACUUGGAUCUUAGCGACAUGGAGCUGCUGGCAGUGGCGGAAACGCUGCCAACGGUGGAGGCAGUCAAGAAGGUGGACUUGCAUGGCAACGCCCUGCUGAGUGACAAAGCUCUAGGACAGCUAUUGCGACGGCUGCUCCAGCCCAAGCUAGCGGCCACCCUGGUGGAGCUGAGCUUUGGCGGAUGCACCAAGGCAGGAGGAGCGUGUGUGGAUGGAGUCAUCCAGCUGGUGAGCGAUGCCUUCAACUUGCGCAGACUCGACCUGAGCCACGUGAAGAUCGAGCACCGCAACCUGCUGCCCCUCUGUGAAGCCAUCAGCGAGCGCCAGACUCUGUGCUACGACGCCAAUCUCAGCGGCACCUCCUUCGGGAAGGGGCCCAUGGCCUUCGGCUGCCAGUGUGUCACCACCCUCCUCCAAGGGCACGUGGCAGAGCUGGAUCUCAGCUGGAACCACUUCAGCUCCGAGCUCUUCCGCUGCCUGGGCGAGCAGCUGGCAAAGCGCAAAAUGGUGCGGAAGCUGAACGUGUGCAACUGCUCCGGGACGGGCAUCGACGCGCUGUCCACACCAAUCAACUUCUACUUGGAGCAGCUUCAGAUGGACACGGCGCUGACCCACCUGGAUAUUUCCAUGAGCCGCAUGGACUUUCGCUCUGCGCUGAUCCUGGAAGACGCCUUGGAGAAUCACAAGAAGUUGAAGCACCUGUCCCUGGGGGACAAUCCGCUUGGACCUCGCGGCUUGAGGUCGGUCCUCAGAGCAGCCGCCUCCGAGAAGAUGAACGCCUUAACCUUCUUCGACACCUUUGGGAGCUAUGGGGGUGAGGAGCCAUCGCCGCUCGACAACGAGGUGUUCUCGAUGAGCAACCUCCCCGGCGCUGGGUCCUAUACACUGCAGCUUCACAGGCCGAAGUAUCAUCGCUCCUUGCUGCGCAUGCUGUACAAGGCGGCAGAGCGAUUUCGGCUAUCGCCGUCUGAGGCACUCACAGUGCUUUCAGAAGAGCAUUUCUCGCACGGCGGCAAGAAGAAAGAUGGUGCCUGGGACGUGCCGCAGGAGGGCGAGGUCACCUUGGCCUUCAACCUGGACCGCUGCCUGGAGUCGUCAGCAUUCAAAGAUGUAAACCAUGACUUCGACGCCUUUCUCAAGCGUUUCCAGGAUCUGACGCUGCACCGUCUCGACGGCAGAAAGGCGGUGCCAGUCGUUGGGCGCUGGAAAGACCUGGAAGGCUUUCAUCAUUCGCAGACCGUGCUGCUCAAGGCCUUAAGCUUCGACUUCGCUUUGUCCUUGUCGGACUUCAAGGUGCUCGCGGCGACAUCGCCCUUGUACAAGCCCAAGGUCAUUGCCAGCUUGCUGCCGUCCGUGAAGAGAGACCCUGGCUGGUACUUUAUAGCGCAGGGCAUGUACACCACAACCUCGGAGUGCGUGAGCAGUCGGAUGCACCUGAAACAGCUGCUCGACUUCUCUGCGGCCAACCCAACGGGGCACUACAAGCUGGACUUGGAAAACCGCGCAGAUUUUGCAGUAGCAGAGCAGCUGAAGCUGCUAGAUAGGUGGGAAGUCCUGCUGGACAAGCAGCGAGACCGCUUCGAUAUCUCAGCGACACGCAAUCGAUCACAUGCCAGAAAUGUUUAUUAUCAAGGCAAAAGCGUACAGAAGACUUUGGUGCCAGCCUUCGCUGACUGGAAACUGCCUACCCACGACCACUUGGAGCUGGACUACGCCAGCUGCCAAGGCCCUCCCAAAGGAGCGAAAGCCAUCUCCUGGACGUCCUUCCAUGCGAUCCUGCAAGCCGUGCACAAUCCAGCGUGUUCUGACCAAGUAAAGGUGGAAGCCCUCAAAAGGCAGGCGCCGAGCCUCUACGUGACUUCCAGGCAGCUCAGAGAGCUGAUCGGCGGCUUUGGAAGCUCGGCGCACCGCAUCGAGCUAUGCGUCAGCUUCUUCAACCGCAUCCUGGAGACCCGGAGAACUCCAAACUCUACACCGGGCGACUCCACUUCGGAGACCUUUUGGCCUUCCGCCGGCGCAUCGGUUUUGCCAGGACUUUCCCAUACAUCCAGACGAUAG
Molecule: messenger RNA, 2232 nt
Organism: Effrenium voratum
Lineage: Eukaryota; Dinophyceae; Suessiales; Symbiodiniaceae
Source: the annotation of a GenBank genome assembly